AUGCAAAUUGAAUUAAAAAAUUUCUUUUUGAAUUUUGGAAACACUGAAUAAUAUUCAUCAAAUGCUUGCGAUUGUAAAAAUUAGUUAACAGCGUACAUACAAGAUGGCAUGGGUUAAGAAAUGACUAAUAAUGAAGAAAACUUUUUAAAAAACAAUAACUAAUUCUUUAUUAUUUAGAAUUCGUAUGGCUUAAGAAAUUUAGCAUACUUUUAAAUGAAACUAAAAGAAAAACGAAGGUAAACGGUAUAGACCAUAGAAAGACUUCAGAAGGACUUAUACCAUAACAAUCAAAUUAAGGCCUUUAUCGAUGAUAAGGGGUAUCUAAAUUUUUCAUUUCAUUUAUAUUUGAUUGAAAAUCGACAAGUUCUUAAAUUAUUAGAAGAAAAAAAGAAAUUCAUCUUUGAUGUCAUUUACUAAUUUGAUAUGAAAGUUUACAAUAAGUUUGAGUAAUGCAAUACAGAGAAGCAAAACAAGUCAUCAUAAUAAUAAUAAUCAGAGCCUUAAUAAUCAGUUUAAACUUUAGAUGUUAAACUAUGCAAACUUGUAAACGUAGUAAAGAGUAAUAUGGAAUAAUAGAGGAUCUAUUAUUAGGUUUAAGGUUCUGACAAUCUUUGUGAAGAUAUUUACAAAAAUUUAAUUGAAAUAGAUAAACACUCCUAUGGUAAUAUUUAACAGGGAUAAUUGAACAAACUAGAAGAACAAAUCAAUAGGCUUCUAAUUUCUUUAGAUAUUAGUAUCUAAGAAACCUUAAGAAACCUAUUUUUAACAAUAUAUUUGAAGAAUGGGGAAAAAAAGCAUUAUUAAUUCAACCAAUUGAUGUUUCUAUCAGAAUUUUUCGAUAGUAAAUUAUAAUUAAAUGAAACAUUUCAAGUUAGGUUUCAACUACUAAUCUAGAUAUUAUGCGCUUAUUUAUUAAAAAUAUAUUUAAAUCUUCAUAUAAGCUUUCCUUAGAAAGAUAUUAUCCUAAUUAAUUCAAGAAAACAAAUCAAACUUGACAUGCUAGCAUAUUUAAAAUACUCUUCAAGUGGAACUGAAUAAUUAUAAUAGCCAGAUUAGAUGAUAGAAAUAUCGAAUUAUUUUGAAAUUUUGUUGCCUAAUAGAGAAAGACCCAUCAUAUUAGAUAAUUAUAACAUCACUAAUGAGCUAUAAAACAUGAAAUAGCUAAUAAAACAAAAUAAAAUAACUGUGAGUGAUUUAGUUAAAUAGUUAGUUCAAAUGGAUAAGGACUUUGAAAAUAUCUUAUAUCUUAUAACAUGA
Paramecium tetraurelia is the source of this 1257-nucleotide messenger RNA. RefSeq lists its product as uncharacterized. The transcript has 3 exons. The record is from RefSeq and is a predicted model, not a curated record. Lineage: Eukaryota; Ciliophora; Oligohymenophorea; Peniculida; Parameciidae.